AAAAGUCCUCUUUCUAUAAGCAAAUUCAAAAUUAAAGCACCCUCUUUUUUUUUUUUGAUACAAAUCCAAAUUGAAUCUGUCCCCUCUUUUUAGAAAGAAAUUCAGGUUGAAUCUUAGUAAAAGCACCACAACCCACACCACCACCUGCAUUUUCACCCCAAGAGCCAUGUCCACCCUCCCUCUCUCACUAAUCUUCACUAUACUCUUCACAACACUGUCCCUCACUCCACCCUCUAGAGCUUCAUGCCUUGAUUCAUGUGGCCAAAUUCCCAUAAAAUUCCCCUUGGGCUCCUCCCUAGGGUGUGGCCACCCCUCUUUCUCACCAUACAUCCAAUGCCUAAACAAACAGCUCCUUCUCCAGACCCCCACCGGCGAAUAUCCGAUCGUCUGGUUAAAUUACCAAAAUGCCACUCUCCUUGUAUCCGACCCUCAGAUGUCGACGUGUGCCACCAUGCAGAAUUCUGGGAGCUUUGGUCUCGGCCCCUCGAUGCCCUUCAUGCUAGACCCGAAUGACCGGUUUGCCCUUCUUGGCUGCUCCUCCUCCUCUCCAGUAUUCGACAUGGACGCCCCCCUCUGUGACACUGAGGGGUCACACAUGUGCAAUGCACUAUACAAGUGUGAGGGCAUUUCAGGAAUUGGAUUGGAGCCCGAUGAGGUCUCGACGUGUUGUGUUUAUGAGCCCAUCGGUCUUGGGCCCUCUAGGCAACUGAACUUACCUGGGCUUCAGUGUUCUUCUUAUACAAGUGUUUAUAGCUAUGGAGGUGAUGAAGAAGAUGCAAGGAAAUGGAGGUAUGGGAUCUCUUUGAAGUAUAGUGUUGGUCAAAAUGACACCUACGAUUCGAGUGCUUGCGAGGAGUGCGAGAGGAGCGAUGGUGCAUGUGGUUUCGGUGGCCCGACUCAGUCGUUUCUUUGUGUGUGUCGGAACGGCAUCAACACGACUCUGAAUUGCUAUGGUCAAGGUUAUGCAUGGAGUGGGACACCUGCCUGUUGGACCGGGAAUUGGAACCAUAUACUCAGGUUUAUCAUGAUACUUGGGUUGGUUCUCUACAUUUGAGUGGGUGUUCACACUUGAAGAUAAUGUCACAAGACCUUAUGCCAUAAGCAAGAGACAAAUCACAAAACAGGGUUGAACUGCUUCAGUAGUCCAACUACUUGGGCUGGGUUAAAUUUUGAUACAACAAGAAGACUAUGGUUGGAGGACCCUCCAGUUUUGAGGAAUGGAAUUAACUAUAACUUGGAUGGACGGCUCAGAUUGAGUGGACAUGCUCCAUUCAUGUGUGUGGAGUGGAUGAUUUAUAUUGUAUUGCCUGUUGGUUGGAGUUUUGGACAACUAUGUGCUUAGGGGAAGAAAAAGUAAGAAAUGUUGAUGGGUCAUGUCA
Messenger RNA from Amborella trichopoda, 1379 nucleotides. Its product is annotated as wall-associated receptor kinase 5. NCBI's taxonomy places the organism in Eukaryota, Viridiplantae, Streptophyta, Magnoliopsida, Amborellales, Amborellaceae. The record is from RefSeq and is a predicted model, not a curated record. Gene Ontology annotation, molecular function: polysaccharide binding.